This is a messenger RNA of Lizanozyma spartinae, 2085 nucleotides long. It is a transcript of the gene SER1, whose product is annotated as O-phospho-L-serine:2-oxoglutarate transaminase. The record is from RefSeq and is a predicted model, not a curated record. Gene Ontology annotation, cellular component: small nuclear ribonucleoprotein complex; checkpoint clamp complex; cytoplasm. NCBI's taxonomy places the organism in Eukaryota, Fungi, Ascomycota, Pichiomycetes, Serinales, Debaryomycetaceae. Gene Ontology annotation, molecular function: pyridoxal phosphate binding; O-phospho-L-serine:2-oxoglutarate transaminase activity. Bases 1 to 2085 code for a protein of 694 amino acids. Gene Ontology annotation, biological process: DNA damage checkpoint signaling; RNA splicing; L-serine biosynthetic process. The transcript is spliced from 5 exons.
AUGGACCGUCCGCGGUCGGAGUUAACAGAACUUGAGCUUCAAAAACUUGAAGAGUUUGAGUUCGCCAAUGGACCCAUGUCAUUACUUCAGAACGCAGUUGCCAACAGUACACCAGUGGUGAUCUCGUGUCGAAACAACCACAAGCUUAUAGGAAGAGUCAAGGCAUUUGAUAGACAUUGUAAUAUGGUGCUAGAGAAUGUCAAGGAGUUGUGGUCGGAGACUGUGAGGAAUAGUAAGGGACAACAGAUAAAGCUGUUGCCCAAGGAACGAGCAUUGUAUAAUAUAGAUGCUCUAUCAUUGGGCAACCAUCUACGGAAACAAAUAUACAUUCGAUUCUCUGAGUCACUUAUUGCCAUAAUUCUGGUUGAUGAAUCAGUUGGUAAUCAUCCUCAAUUGUGGGCUAAAGUUCAAACCAGAUCGGUGUUUGACCAUAUUUGUAUUCAAUGUGUUAGAGAUGCCAUAGCAGUAGAGAUCAAUGCUGAUUCGUUUCUACUGGCGUUACACAACUAUGAAAGAAGCAAUUCCCAGGGAUUAACCAUAAGAUUACAAAAGAAUACUUUGGGUGGAGCCAUUGCCACCUCUUCCAAUGGAAGAAAUGCCAACCUUUGUCUUUCGUAUUGCAAACCAGAUUCUGAGAUUGUUCAUUCGUUCCGUAUCCCGGUCAAAAUCCUUCGAAGCUCACAUCAAGCCCUCUUGUUACAAGAACCACUGUUGUCACAUAUCCAGUUCAUGAUCCUGGUACCCAGUACCUUUACACACGUGUUUCGACGGCUUGAUCGGUUCAAGGAGCCGUUUGUGGGGAACACCAUCACAUUAAGAGCAUUUUCAGGCCUUAAUGACGGUGGUAAUGGGUCUUUAAGACUCCUGUUUGAACGAGAAGUUGAUGGUUCUGAUUCGGUAGAGCCAUUGAGAACAAUGUCAUCUGAAACAAGAACCUUGAAUAGGGAAGAGCCCAACUAUUUUGGUGCGGGUCCAGCUUUAUUGCCAACCUCUGUCUUACAAGAAGCAGCUUAUGAUUUGAUCAAUUACGAAAACCAAAACUUGGGGAUUGGAGAGAUCUCCCAUCGUUCAAAACCAGCUAUCAAGGUUAUUGAUGAUACGAAGGCCAAAUUUGCUCAAUUGUAUAACAUUCCCGACACCCACGAAGUGUUUUUCAUGCAAGGUGGUGGUACCACUGGGUUCUCCUCCAUCCCAUAUAAUUUAUUGGCUAACUAUGCUAAGAGAACAGGCAAGAAGGGUAAAGGUGCUUAUGCUGUCACUGGAACUUGGUCAAAGAAGUCUGCUGAAGAGGCAUCCAGAUUAGGUUUUGAUGUUGAGAUUGUUAAUAAAACCAUUGGAGAUAUUCCUCCUUAUUCUGAAUGGAAACCUAUUUCCAAAGAUACAGCCUAUUUAUAUGUUUGUGAUAACGAAACUGUCAACGGAGUGGAGUUUAAAGAUAUCCCUGGCUCAGAAUAUUUACCUGAAGGUGUUGAAUUGGUUGCUGAUAUGUCAUCCAAUGUGUUUUCCAAAGUCAUAGAUGUUAGUAAAUAUGGUCUUAUUAUGGCUGGUGCUCAAAAGAAUAUUGGGUUAGCAGGUUUGACUAUUUACAUCAUCAAGAAAACAUUGUUAGAACAAGCUAGUGAUGAAGAAUUACGUGCACUUGGAUUACCACUCGUUCCCAUUGCCUUCCAUUACCCUACUGUGGUUAAAAACAACUCUGCUUAUAACACAAUUCCUAUUUUCACUUGUCAUAUAUUGAAAUUGGUUGCUGAUAAGUUACUUAAAGAUGGUGGUGUUCCAGCCAUUCAAAAGAUCAAUGAACAAAAGGCACAAAUUUUGUAUGAAGCAUUACAAAACUAUCCAGAUGUAUAUCUGUUGAUCGUGACCAACCCUAAAGUCCGUUCAAAUAUGAAUGUUACCUUUACAUUGGCAUCGCCGGAAUUAGAAGCCAAGUUUUUGGAAGAAGCUGCUCAACACAAAUUGACAGGUUUAAAAGGUCACAGAUCCGUUGGAGGGAUGCGAGCUUCUAUUUAUAAUGCUGUUAGUUUACAAAGUGUUGAAUUGUUGGUUGAGUUUGUGAAUAAGUUUGCUGAAGCCAAUAAGUAG